AUGUUAAAAGCAGUGGCAUCUGGGCUGUUGAUUACCUCUGUCCUCAUAUGUGUAUCUGCAAAUGAUAAUGGAUUUCCUAGAUGUAACUGCGAUGAUGAGGCCAGCUUGUGGCCUAUUGAAAGCAUUCUGGAGUGUCAGAGAGUUGGUGAUUUCUUGAUUGCUGUGGCCUACUUCUCCAUCCCAAUUGAGCUGCUUUAUUUUAUAAGUUGCUCAAACGUCCCCUUCAAAUGGGUCCUGAUUCAGUUCAUUGCCUUCAUUGUACUAUGUGGAUUGACACAUUUGCUCAAUGGGUGGACCUAUGGCCCUCACACUUUCCAACUUAUGGUGGCACUUACUGUCUCUAAAAUUCUCACUGCAUUGGUGUCGUGUGCCACCGCUAUAACCCUCAUCACUCUUAUUCCUUUGCUUCUCAAGGUGAAGGUCAGAGAGUUCAUGCUGAAGAAAAAGACAUGGGAUCUUGGACGUGAGGUUGAUAACAUUAUGAGACAACAGGAGGCUGCAAUGCAUGUAAGAAUGCUUACUCAGGAGAUACGCAAGUCACUCGAUAGACAUACUAUUCUGUAUACCACUUUGGUGGAGCUGUCUAAAACACUGAGCUUGCAAAAUUGUGCUGUGUGGAUGCCUAAUGUUGAUAAGACCGAGAUGAACCUCACUCAUGAAUUAAAUGGGAGGAAUUUUAAUUUGUCUAUACCCAUCACUGAUCCAGAUGUUGUGAGAAUUAAGGGAAGCGACGGUGUGAAUAUACUUAGCUCUGACUCAGCUCUUGCUGUCGGGAGUAGUGGAGCUUCUGGAGAGGCAGGGCCAGUUGCUGCUAUCAGAAUGCCAAUGCUACGUGUCUGUAAUUUCAAAGGAGGAACACCUGAGCUAAGACAGACUUGUUAUGCAAUAUUGGUCUUAAUUCUUCCAAUUGGAGAGCCUCUUCCUAUUGGAGAGCCUAGAUCCUGGAGUAAUCAGGAGCUGGAGAUAAUUAAGGUGGUAGCUGAUCAGGUUGCAGUGGCUCUAUCUCAUGCUGCAAUUCUUGAAGAGUCCCAACUUAUGAGAGAGAAGUUGGAGGAGCAAAAUCGAGCUUUGCAACACGCAAGAAGGAAUGCUAUGAUGGCAAGCCAGGCGAGAAAUGCAUUUCAGAAAGUCAUGAGUGAUGGAAUGAGGAGACCAAUGCACUCAAUUUUGGGAUUGCUUUCAAUGAUACAAGAUGAUAAUUUAAAGAAUGAACAGAAACUUAUCGUGGAUGCAAUGCUUAGGACCAGCAAUGUCCUAUCAAACUUGAUAAACGAUGCCAUGGACAACUCAACUAAGGAUGAUGGAAGAUUUCCUUUGGAGAUAAGGUCUUUUGGGUUACAUUCCAUGCUGAAGGAAUCGGCUUGCCUUUCCAGAUGCAUGUGUGUUUAUAGGGGCUUUGGUUUUAUGGUUGAGGUUGAGAAAUCUUUGCCUGACAAUGUUAUGGGUGAUGAGAGGAGGGUUUUUCAGGUGAUUUUACACAUGGUUGGGAACCUUCUAGAACACAACCAUGGGGGAGGAAUCCUUGUAUUUCGGGUUUUUGCGGAAACUGGAAGUCAGGGAAGAAGUGAUAAAGGGUGGACAACCUGGAGACCAAGCUCUUCUAGUGGGGAUGUAAAUAUUAGAUUUGAGAUAGGGAUCAACAGUACUGAUUCUGAAGUCGGGAGCUCAGUUUCAUCAGGAUUUGGGGGUAGGAAAUUUAACAGUGAUAGGGUUGGCGGCAGAUUGAGCUUCAAUAUCUGCAAGAGGGUAGUACAGUUGAUGCAGGGGAACAUAUGGUUAGUGCCUUGUGCUCAUGGUUAUCCUCAAAGUAUGACACUUCUUCUUCGGUUUCAAUUACGACCAUCCAUUACCAUAGCCAUCUCUGAACCUGGAGAAGGUUCAGAGCGUUCCGAUUCGAAUUCUAUGCUGAAAAGCCUGCAAGUUCUUUUAGUGGACAAUGAUGAUGUAAAUAGGGUAGUGACCCAAAAAUUGCUUCAGAAACUAGGUUGUGUUGUAACUCCUGUUGCUUCAGGAUUUGAAUGCCUUACUGUUAUUGGACCUGCUGGAUCUGCCAUUCAAGUCAUUCUUUUAGAUCUUCACAUGCCUGAUUUAGAUGGCUUUGAAGUUGCCACGAGGAUUCGGAAGUUUAGAAGUGGAAAUCGGCCAAUGAUUGUUGCAUUGACUUCAAGUGCAGAAGAAGAUUUGUGGGACAGAUGCAUGCAAGUUGGUAUUAAUGGAGUUAUCCGUAAACCAGUUUUGUUGCAAGGAAUUGCUAGUGAACUCAGAAGAAUCCUGAUGCAGGGAAAUAAUGUUCUCUGA
This is a messenger RNA of Sphenostylis stenocarpa, 2298 nucleotides long. NCBI's taxonomy places the organism in Eukaryota, Viridiplantae, Streptophyta, Magnoliopsida, Fabales, Fabaceae. The record is from the annotation of a GenBank genome assembly.